AUGACCGGUGCCGAGGAUGUCAGUAGCGCGAUUGUAUUGCAAAGGGAAAUCACGGAGUUGUUAAAAUCCGGAGGUUUUCAAGCUCAUAAGUGGUGCUCGAAUGCCACAGAAGUUUUAGCCCGAGUUUCUCAGGAUAACAACGAGACCAUUACGACGCUUAGCAUCGAUAAUAAGGACACAGUCAAGGCUUUCGGUUUAGAAUGGAAUCCAAGGGAAGAUACAUUCCAGUUUGCAAUGCGCGAACUUAAAGCGGUGAACACCAAGCGACAAAUGUUCUCUGCAAUCAGCAAGUUUUUCGAUCCGCUAGGAUUGGUAGGACCAAUCAUUACUCGAGCUAAAUUAUUCAUGCAAGAGACGUGGAAGAUAGAUUGUAACUGGGACGACCAGCUUCCCGACGAAUUGCUUCGCAGAUGGAAGAAGUUCAUGGACGAGUUGAUGGCUAUAGGAAGAUUACGAGUUCCACGAUGCAUUGUCGCCUGUGAUGAUGCACGACGAUUGAUCCUGCAUGGAUUUUGCGAUGCGUCCGAGCUCGCCUAUGGCGCCUGCAUAUAUAUGCAAGUUGAGAACUCUCAAGGAGAAUUCAGUUCGAGAGUGUUGUGCUCAAAAUCACGCAUAGCCCCGAUUAAAACAGUAUCAUUGCCUCGCUUAGAAUUGUGCGGCGCCGUCUUGUUGGCGCGAUUACUUGUCGUCGUUCGCACAGCUAUUCAAGUACCGAUUGAAAACGUACGAGCAUGGUCCGACUCUGAAAUCGUUCUGUAUUGGAUCAAGGGUGACCCAUCUCGUUGGAAACCGUUUGUAUGUAACAGGGUGUCCGAAAUCAUCGAAACCCUGCCAGCAAAACAUUGGAGUCACGUAAGCGGUAAGGAAAAUCCGGCUGAUGUGAUAUCCCGUGGCGCCAGUCCACGUCAACUCGAAAAUCUAGAAUUAUGGUGGGCGGGACCGCCAUGGCUGCUCACAGGAGAAAUAAGCUCCGACGACGAUUGCGGAGUGAAGCUACCAAUGGAGAAUCACGAGUCGAUUAUGACGGAAAGGCGUAAGGCAAAACAAGCAUGCCAGAUCAUUGUUCAAGGACAACCAUGUAUUCAAAUGCUAUUAGAGAAUAUUUCUUUUCUAACUAAAAUCGAACGCGUACUUGCAUAUUGCAAGCGAUUUGCGUCAAACACCCGAAAGAAAGCCUCCGAACGAGCGGUAGGUCAAUUAUCAAUUACCGAGGCCAAUCAGUUUUUGAAAAUAACGGACAAGCUUGCAGCAUUAACUCCCUUUCUUGACGAACACGACAUACUCAGAGUGGGAGGUCGUUUGCAACGUACCAAUUGGAAUUUUGAGCGAAAACAACCAAUACUAUUGCCGUCGAAUGACAGGUUUACUAAACUUUUAUUUGAAAGAGAGCAUGUGAGACUACUUCACGCAAAUCAACAGUUGCUAUUAAAUACCAUUAGAGAACGUUACUGGCCACUCAAGGGAAAAUCUUUAGCCCGCUCAGUGUGUCGAAAUUGCGUGCAUUGCUCUCGAGUCGAACCAGAAGCAUCAACGCAACUCAUGGGCGAGCUACCCGAUCAUCGAGUACAACCAAGUCGCUGUUUUCACGUUACCGGAGUGGACUUUGCCGGACCGAUCAUUACCUUGGUUAACAAGGGUCGCGGCCGAAAGACAAACAAGUCGUAUGUCACAUUGUUUAUAUGUUUCGCAACCAAAGCGAUACACUUGGAGGCAACCAGUGAGUUGUCAACCGCAGCCUUUUUGGCCACCUUACGACGAUUCGUGAGCCGAAGAGGAUGUCCGAAGGAGAUUUGGAGCGAUAAUGGCACAAAUUUUAUCGGAGCUAAUCGCGAGUUAGAAAGAAUACAAGAUUUCGUGAGGUCACAGCUCACAUCCGACACCGGGAAUUUGCUCGUCAAUGAAGGAAUCAACUGGAAAUUCAUUCCUCCAAACGCUCCUCAUAUGGGCGGCCUCUGGGAGGCAGGCAUCAAAUCCUGCAAAUACCAUCUCAAGAGAAUCAUGGGCAACGUUCUUUUCACGUUCGAAGAGUUGUCUACGGCGCUGACGCAAAUAGAAGCGUGUCUUAAUUCAAGACCUUUGACUCCAAUGACCAGCGAUCCUAGCGAUCUGAAGCCUCUUACCCCAGCACAUUUUUUAGUUGGAGGCCCUUUAACAAGUGUGCCCGAUCUCGAUGUCACGGGAAACGCAAUGAAUCGAUUAACUCGUUGGCAACUCAUCCAACGAGUAUUACAAGAUUUUUGGAAACGGUGGGCGGCAGAAUAUCUCUCCCAUCUACAAGGACGCACGAAGUGGAAGUCUGCUCAAUCCAAUUUGAGCAUUAAUGAUCUCGUUGUAAUCCGUGAUGAGAACCUUCCACCCUUAAAAUGGAAGUUAGGGCGAGUCGUAGAAAUACAUCCGGGUAGAGACGGAUUAGUUCGUGUCGUCUCGGUGCGCGUUGCGAAUGGCAUCAUAAAGCGCCCAAUUGUCAAA
This is a messenger RNA of Cyphomyrmex costatus, 2469 nucleotides long. RefSeq lists its product as uncharacterized. The transcript is spliced from 2 exons. Gene Ontology annotation, molecular function: nucleic acid binding. NCBI's taxonomy places the organism in Eukaryota, Metazoa, Arthropoda, Insecta, Hymenoptera, Formicidae. The record is from RefSeq and is a predicted model, not a curated record. Gene Ontology annotation, biological process: DNA integration. The annotation marks the transcript as partial.